CUGUACGAGCGGCCGAUUGUUCACUGAAUUGUACGUCACGAGCUAUUUAUAAAACAUAAAUAUACAUCAUGAGAUAUAACAAUUUAGGCGAUACUGAUCUUAAAGUUUCACACGUGAGUUUGGGAGGUGCAGCAUUCAGUAAUAUCUAUGGAGCAUUUGAUGAAACCCGAAGUAUAAAUUUAAUAAAAGAGUCACUGAGAUGUGGCGUCAAUUAUUUAGAAACGGGUCCUUGGUAUGGUCAAGGCAGUUCAGAGAGAACUAUUGGAAAGGCACUCAAAGAUGUACCUAGAGAUACGUACUUUAUAGGCAGUAAAGUGGGCCGUUAUGAAAAAAAUCCGGAGAAGAUGUUUGAUUUCUCCGCGGAGAAGACAGACGCAAGUGUGGACAACACUCUUCAACUGCUGGGCCUAGAUUACGUCGAUUUAAUACAGGUUCACGAUGUAACAUUUGCACCUGAUGACCAAGUAGUCCUGAAAGAGACACUACCAGCGCUGGAAAGGGCUCUGAAAGAUGGCAAGGCUCGAUACAUCGGUAUUGCAGAUUACGAUCUCGAUUUGAUGAAAGAAAUUGUUGAUGAGUCCGAAGUUAAAAUAUCAUCCAUUUUAUCUUAUGCAAAGUCAACACUUUUUGACAACAGACUUCAAAAUUACGCAACGUAUUUUAAGAGCAAGGGCAUUGGAGUGAUCAAUGCAGCCGCAACUGGAAUGGGUUUGCUGUCCAACAAAGGACCUCAGCCUUGGCACCCCGCCAGUGACGACAUAAAGGCUAUAUGCAGACGUGCAUCUGAUUACUGUAAGGAAAGAAAUGUAGAACUAGCGCGAAUAGCAACCUGGUUUACUUUGAAUCAACCGGACAUAGAUACGAACGUAUGUGGUUUCUUCAACGUAGACCAGUUAGCUAGUACUUUGGAAGUGAUGGACAAAGGACUAACAGAACUGGAGACUCAAGUUCUCAACGAUGUACAACUGAAGUACUUCGAUAAAGUAACUCUGCAUUGGGACGGCGUUGAACUUCCUUCUUAUAAAAAAGAAUUA
Hyposmocoma kahamanoa is the source of this 1034-nucleotide messenger RNA. RefSeq names its product L-galactose dehydrogenase-like. The annotation marks the transcript as partial. Gene Ontology annotation, molecular function: L-galactose dehydrogenase activity. The record is from RefSeq and is a predicted model, not a curated record. Gene Ontology annotation, cellular component: cytosol. The transcript is spliced from 7 exons. NCBI's taxonomy places the organism in Eukaryota, Metazoa, Arthropoda, Insecta, Lepidoptera, Cosmopterigidae.